AUGGACCAGUCAUUAUCGCUUCAGCCAUCUGGCGACCUACAUCUCUCGAGCUAUGAGGAUACACAGCAUAGUACCUUGCCAUUCGGCCAAAACGGACAUUUCGUACCGCAUUCAGUGACCUCCAAUAUUGAAUCACUGCUGCCAAUCUCGUCUGAUCCCCAGACUGAAUCAUCUAUCUCACAAAUAACUCAAAUGCAUGGCCAAUUGCCUAUAUCUGAUUCUGGCGACGUGUUCAUCGAGAAUCGUUCUUGCGAAAAUCAGAAGAAAAAAAUUCCCUCUCGAUCCCAACCCCAGAAACCGCAGAAACGCCAGCGCCAUGAACCAAAGCCGGCCUCAUCGUUAGCCAAAAAACGUGGAAGGCCACGAGAUGCUGAACCCCCAUUGAGUGGAGUCCCAGAAGAUCGCCGUCGUAUACAGACUCGCCUAGCGCAAAGGGCGUUUCGCUCUCGCCAGCGGGAGGCUGUCACAGGCCUCAAUAACCGUAUCUCUCAACUGGAGACCAUCUUGGAUCAAAUGAGCCUUACCGUUCUGUCAUUCAGUGACCAGCUAGUUCAAUCUGGGGUACUGGCGUCAUACUCUGGCUUAACUGCACAUCUGCAUGAUACGAUAAAGACCUUUCAUUCUUUGGCAUCCGAAGCAAACCCCGACCGCGAGACACAGGUUUCUGAUGCUCCCUCACAUAGUGAAGACUUGCCCCAAUCUUCAUUACCUGGCCCAAUACCGAUCCCGUUAUCUAAUACACUCCCGCCUUCGUCCCUGGAUCGCAGCGGAUCUGAUCAUCCCACCAGUGACAGCUUCCCACAUACCCUCGAACCACCAGGGAUUUCAGUCAUAGAAUUGCCUGAAUUCAUCGAAAGACUGAAUUUGGCAUGUCUCUACCAAGGAAAUCUGGCUUUAUGCGACCAGUCCAUCGGUUUACACCAUCUUCACAAGCCAUUCGGGUUCCUUCUCAGUAUGAUGGAUCGGGAGCGUCUCACAGCUUACUUCAAAGCGAGGUUAGAUUCCCAAGUAAGCCAGAAGCCGUUAGAUGGGUGGGAGGAAAUCCCCUUCUUCGUAUUGGGUGGCGCAGGAACCCACUAUCCCCGGGUAGGCCACUCUUGCCGCGGUUAUCACGAAUGGGAUAUGAUCAAGGAUCCGUUGCCGCUUGUCUCGCCAGAUAUCCAAGAGCAGUUAAAAGGGGAUUGGUUUGACUUGCAAGACCUGGAGGGAUUCCUCCGGGAGGAAGACGUGAAUCUGACUUUGUGUUCCGAUGAGUCAAAUCAGGGCUCGCCGACGAAGACCACUAUCAAUAUUGCGCGACUGAUGCCAGCACUAAUAAGCAGGGGAGUCUGCUUAGGUCGCACGCCUGGAUUUCAACGCGGUGAUGUGGAGAAGGCCUUGCAGCAUGCGAAGAUAUCAUGA
Messenger RNA from Penicillium verrucosum, 1401 nucleotides. Its product is annotated as bZIP transcription factor. The transcript has 3 exons. Gene Ontology annotation, molecular function: DNA-binding transcription factor activity. The record is from RefSeq and is a predicted model, not a curated record. Bases 1 to 1401 code for a protein of 466 amino acids. Lineage: Eukaryota; Fungi; Ascomycota; Eurotiomycetes; Eurotiales; Aspergillaceae. Gene Ontology annotation, biological process: regulation of DNA-templated transcription.